Molecule: messenger RNA, 3600 nt
Organism: Astrephomene gubernaculifera
Lineage: Eukaryota; Viridiplantae; Chlorophyta; Chlorophyceae; Chlamydomonadales; Astrephomenaceae
Source: the annotation of a GenBank genome assembly
GGCGCUUUCGUUACCGGCAGGGAUUGCGAUUAAGAAAGGACGCUUAGUGGUUCAGCGGUGCUUUUGGUGAUAACUUGCAAGCUCUAGCCGGCAAAGUGUUCGGCAAGGUCUUGGAAGAUGCAGCGCUCCUGCCAAAGCCCUCGUAGCACUGUACGCCAGAAAGGGCUAUGCCGCGAAGUAUGUGUAAAAAUGCUGAACCUUCGUAGCAGGAGUGUUCCGAUUGCCCAAAGCCCGCGCUUGUCAGCGGACGUCAGCAGCACUUCGCGUCGCUUAGCAGCAAGCGGAACGUCGGAGCAGAGCGUGCCAACCAUGCGCGCCGUUCCGUCCUAUGCGGCGAUGAGAGCUGGCAUCAGCGCUGCUGCAAGCUCGGGCUCUUUGGCAACAAUCAUGGGCCCGGAUGGCAAGUCGAGUUCGCUGCGCAAGCUUGUUGUAGAUGGCGUGAACGACUCUGGCAACGUCCAGGUCAAAUUUUGCCUCAAGUAUCGUACAUCGUACGGCCAGUCAGUUAAAAUUAUCGGAUCCCACCCCAAGUUGGGAUUCUGGGAUGUGAACAAGGCGUUGCCGCUCACCUGGACGGAGGGUGACCGUUGGGUCGCGACCGUUGAGCUUCCUGCGGGGUCCGUGUACGAAUACAAGUACGUGCUGGUGGAUCACGACGGGCGCAGUGCGCUGGCGUGGCAGGGCGGCGGCAACAGCGUGCUGGCGCUGGGGGAUCAGGACGAGCAGCAGGGGGUGGAGGUGCAGGACAACUGGGGCAACAACCCGGGUCAGGCGGCGGUUAUUGCCAACGGUCAAUCCACAACUCGGGAAGGCAAGCUGCAGGCCUGGGCCGAGGAGAUGCGGCAGUACCGGGCGCUCGCUCGUUCCGCGCAGUUUGAGCUGACCCGCAAGAGCGAGGAGCUGCAGGCGUCCAAGGCGCAGGUUGCUCGGCUGAAGAUGGAGCUGAGUCUGAGUGUGAAGGCGCGGGACGAGCUGGAGGGCAGGCUGGCGGAGGCGGAGGCGGAGAACCUGUCGCUGCGGGCGCAGGUUGCUCAGAGCCAGCUGGCCAUGCGCAGUACCCUGGAGGAGGCGAUCAAGCUGCUGCAACAGGAAAUCGACGAGGAGGAGGGCGACGAGGAGACAGCUGGCGAGCUGUUUGCCUACCAGCAGGGAGCGGCACUGGCAGCGGAGCAGCAGCAACUAGGGGAGGAGGAGCUAGCACUGCUUCAACAACAGCAGGAACAGGAACAGCAGGAGGCAGCGGAGCCUGUGCCAGUAGCUGCUACUACUGCGACUGCCUCCAACGGUAACGGCCAUAAGGGUAGCUCGUCCAACGGUGGAGGUGUUGGUAUCGGCAGCAUGUGGGGCUGGGGCCGCAGCACCAAUGGUGCGUCUACGUCUACGUCGACCAGCGGUGGCACCAACGGCAGCAGCGGCAGCAGCGGCAGCGGGGCAUCUUCGUCCUCCGGAGCGGUGCCCGGCAAUGGCAACGGGUCGCCCUUUGCUGAGCGGUUUGGGUUCCGAAUGAGCGGCAAUGGCAGUGCUGGUGCUAGUGGUGCUGGUGCUGGUGGUGGGAGCAGCUCGUUAGACGGCAGCGAGGGCGGCAGCAAUGGCUACCACCGACAGGGGCUGACCAGCAGCUCCUCCCCUGCCUCCCCGCCUUCUCACCAACCGGGCCACCACGCCACCUCUCGAGCUGCAACACCCGUCACAACAGCCGCUUACAUGACGUACGGACCCUCAUCAUCUGUAGCCUCCUCGUCCUCAUCCACAUCACCACCUUCAGAGCCCACCCUGUCGUCCCUUUCCUCCUCACCCGCCGCCUCCCCCUCCUCCUCCUUCUCGGCGCCAUUUGGGUCACCAGCAGCAGCAGCAGCUGCUUCCCCGCUUCCUUCAUCCUCUUCGACAGCCGGGUUGGCGGGUUCGCCAGCAGCCGGGGCCCAGCCAACGGCGGGUGGGGCGAGCCGAAACGCCUUUGCGGACUGGCGGUCUCGACUGGGGGGCAGCAGCAGCGGCAGCGCACAAUGAUGAUGGGAGGUGCAGGAGGAGGAGGGAACGAUUACCGGCACUUGAGGAGUUUGUGCAAGUAAGCAGCCGAAUGCUUACCGGGAUGCUUCCUGGGAUGCAAGUAAGCAGCCGUUGGGUGCUUACUGGGAUGCGACCGCGAACGAGCGAUCGGCUUGUUGACCUACACGGGCUGCGGUGUGCUGACCCCGGAUGAACGACACCACCAGCAGCAUGGAAGGCCCUUUUGGUUUGCAGGGGCCCUCGCCUGCAGGGGUCUGGAUCUGGGCCCUAAAGGGGUUCCGGUAUCCGGAAGAAGUAAGCGAUGACGCAGCCCUUGCUUCGGAUGCCGCGUUUCUCAGCUCUUUGGGGCUAAGAAGGGAGGGCCUGUUGGUGCAUGUGGCAGCGCUGUUGGCAGGCUCGCGCCGCACUGCGGGCUGAGGCUGCAGGGUGCCGAGCGUCAGGGAUUGAUGAAGCGCUUGUGUUGUGCUCAUAUUAAUGUAUUCCUGCAUGUGUGUACCUUGGGAGUGUGUGUUUUGGAAGAAGCUGUUUAGGGUGCUGCUGUCGCGCUUGAAUGCACGUCGUGGUCGUGGUGAAGCUUUUGGACAGUGCGGCACGCGGUUGGGCAACGCCGGCGAUGUGGGUUAUGUUUGCGCGGGUUUGCUGCGAACCCAGCAAUGUCGGAUGGAGGCUGGUUGGAUGCGGCCGCGAGAAGACAUGUACGACUGCUGACUCUGUGUGGCAGGCGGGCGCAGGAGGAGGAAGCCAGGGUAACCCGUUCCCUGUUCCAAGAGAGAUGUGGGGGCGGGUGAUGACGUUCGUGUGUCGCUGCUGUGUUGCGUGGGGAUCUGUGAGUGCAUGUUUUGAGUCUUCUUGCAUCGCAGUGUUGUUAGGUGCUGGCCUGGUGCGCGUAGUCUCUUGGUGCGGGUGGGUGCGCUUGCAGACCUUUAAAUCACGCUAGCUUGCAGACGUUUCGGCGGGACAAACUCUGUCCCUCGUUUUCCUUGGCAAGUCCAUUUGGAACCAUCCGCAGGGAGAAUUACUGACAUUGCUUCAUUGGGGUCGGCGGUUUUGUCCUGUCUUUGAGAAUAUGCAGCGGCGAGGAAGAGCAUAAACACGGCCGUACGGUGCCCGUUGUGUCCGUGUGUGAGCAAUCUAACUUAACGACAGUAGAGGGGCUUCAGAAACGAGUUUUCGGAUUUCCCGUGUGCUGCCCCCCCGGCUACUUUUCAAGAGGAGACGGGCUUGCUACAAUUGCUUGCCGUCGGUUUGGAGAGACCUGUGACGUCGGCGAACGGGUGUAUGAUUACGCAGUGUUGUUCUGCGCAUGAGCGGGCGACAGGCUGUUGUUAUGGCUUAUGGAUGAUGUGUUUUAGCUCUUUUGAUAGCAUUGAAUGUGGAUAGCACAUAGGUCAGGAUGAGGGAGCUGCUUCCUUGUGUUUUGUGUUCGUUUGUGUUCGUAUGUGUCUGGAGGGCUGUAUGACUGCAGGAUUGUAAACGGUUUUAUGUACGACGGAAGUUGUACGUGUUAUAUCGUGAGCUUGGAGGAGUGCUGCUGCUGUGUGAAAUGUGUAUGUAUAGGAUUUGAGUCGAGAAUAUGUAAAUUGUGAAUGGAUG